AUGCUUUCCCGACUUGCGCUCAAUGCUGCCAGGCCAGCGCGCAAGCUCUUGGCCGUGGCCCCUGCUAGGACGACCUUCCAAGCCAGGUUUCUCUCCCAGAAGGCCAUUCCCACAGGCACCACGGGCAGGAAAAUGCCUGUUGACGCCCGUCGCGAAACAGCGGAGGCAACCAAGAUGCCUGCGACAUUCACAAUCCAGGCAUGGCCCAUCUUUCAAGGCACAGCGUUCGGCGCCAACGCCAAUAUACUGGUCUUCACCACUCCACUCAUCGGCAACUACGGCGUUCCAUCGAACGAGCGGGAUGAGUACGGCUUACUCAAGUAUUUCGAGUCCCCCCACAUCCAGUGCGCGGGAGUGGUCGUCUCCGAUAUCGCCACUCAAUAUAGCCACUGGACGGCCGUCGAGAGCUUGAGCAAGUGGUGUGCUCGCGAGGGCUUUCCGAUCAUCUCUGGCGUCGAUACCCGGGCCAUCGUCACCUUCCUGCGCGAGGAGGGCUCCUCCCUUGCCAGGAUCUCCAUGGGAGAAAGCUACGACCAGGAUGAGGACGCUGGCUAUACGGAUCCCGAACAGCAGAAUCUCGUCUCGCACGUUAGCACGAAGGCCCCUUUUCUAGUAGAGUCAGAGGGCGCAUCUCUGCAUAUCGCCCUUUUAGACUGUGGUGUCAAGGAGAACAUUCUACGAAGUCUCGUCGCCCGAAGUCGAGCCAUACACAUUUGA
Clonostachys rhizophaga is the source of this 717-nucleotide messenger RNA. The record is from the annotation of a GenBank genome assembly. Lineage: Eukaryota; Fungi; Ascomycota; Sordariomycetes; Hypocreales; Bionectriaceae.